UUCUGUUUCAUAAACAUAGAUAAUCGUUUGGAGGAAUAACUACUGAGCUGCUACAAGAAACAAUAUUACCUGGAAUAAAACCUCACCAUAUUCCGUACAUAACUAUUUAAGGCUUAGACACGAGAGCACGAAACGCCUUGGGAAUUGAAAUGAAGAGCAAUCGGCAAAUGUUUGCGUUACCUUGACUGGGAGAAUUCUAUGCAUUUCUAUGGCUAAACACAAUAAGGAUGAGCGUUAGUAAAAGGAAGUUCACACAACACAUCAUACCCAACCCUCUAACCUCUAAAUACAAAGAUUGUUCGUCAGUGGGAAAUAAUGAGCUCGCUGAGCAGAUGUGGUGUUCAUCGAUUUCUAUGCCGAUUGACUACGAGGAAUAUGUUACAAAAAAUAAGGCACUUAUUGUUAAUGACCCAUACCGGGAAACUGUACUUUUUCCUCAAGACGAUUUGAAGGUGGUCAGAAUUCCUCAUAUUAAUCGAACGUUGAGCAAUGUUGUCCCCGAGGCUGCACUUAAACAUGAUUUAUUUACUUCAAAUUCAUUGGCACGCCAUGCAGUAUCGUUUUUUGCUACAACUGAAUGGAGCUAUAUUCAACAAACAUCUUCCAUUUAUUGCGGGAAUUUUCUCUCGCUUCCAUUUAAGAAUGAUAUCGAUGAGUUAGGCGGAAAAUUAUCCCAAUAUUGGUUCUCAAUUGAUCAGUCAUUAUCCAAUAAAGACAGUCCCAAUCAUAUUUCAGAUUCCGAUCAUCUAUCAACUAACAUUGGCUCAAAAAUAAGAACAGCUACAGGAUUUCAAGUUCGUAGUCGUCGGUCAGCCACAAGUGGUCUUAUGAGAACUGGUCAAAGUGUUUGUGAAACAGCUACUUCUAGUUCAGAUAAUCGAUUUGCAGGAAAUUUUCAACCUAAAGAUCAUUUGAAAUUGGAGCGAAUCAACUCAGAUACCAGUUUAAUAAAACGUGGCAGUAAAUCAAAGGAUAUAGAAGAGACUGAUGAAAAAUCAAUCAAUGAUAUUACUACAAAUUUGAGUCUUAGUAAGAAACAGUUUGAAAAUGGAAAGUUUUCAUCUACUUAUUUAGAAUGUCAACUUAUGUUAUGUAAUCGUGAAAAAUAUCAAGAUUAUAUUCGUAUUCUAGAAGGUUUACUUUCUUCUGGUAUAAAUAAAAAUGUUAAUAAAACAAAAUCAUUAUUUAAAAAUUAUAUAACAAACUAUUAUUGUUUAAGACAAAUACAAAUUGAAGAGCUAUCUGAUAAUGAUCGACAAAAAACUUCAUUAGAAUCUAUUGGAAAAAUUCGAAAUUUAUUCGUUGGUCUACAUGUGAUAGCACCUUGUGAUUGGCGUGCAUCAAAAGUGUAUUCAUCAUCUUAUGAAAAUGUUAUAUAUUUAGAUACAAUUGAAUCAGCACGUUCAAUUGGUGAUUAUUGGAUUCGUUUAGAAAGAUUAUUGCCAUCUUCAUCAUCAUCAUCAUCAUCAUCAUCAUUGUCACCGAUGCCAUCGUCUUCACCGACAUUAAACUCUAUCCAACCAUCAUCUAUUAAACAAUCCAAUGAAUUAUCAACACCCAAUAGUUCACUAUUAAAUGAUGAAAUAUUUAUUUAUUUCGAUCCUGGAAUGAGUGAUGCAUUGGAGAAACGACAACUAUGGUUGAAUGCAAUAGAGUUAGCUUUAAAAUUGGAACAUCAUAGACGACGUAUAGGUUAUCAUCAAUCAAAUACACAUUUUCACGAGAAUUCAGACUCCACUGGAAGUAAUAAACUAGAUAUAUUUAACAAAUCUAACGAUACAGAUUCAGUACGCAGUGCCUUACAACGGUAUGCUCAAGAAACAGAAUUAUUUGUAAUACGUCAACGUCAAAAAGAUCGAAUCAAAUUAAUCACAUUGUUCCCAGAAGUUCGAAUAAAUCAACAUAAAAUAAAAAUGUCCUACUCACCACAUGAAAGUAAUAAUGUAAUAAUUAGCAAUUUGAAAGAUUCACCAUUUUCACCAUUUCCUGAACGUACAAUUGAAUUAUGUAAUCGACGAUAUUUAGCUACAUGUUUAUGUUUACAUUCAAAAAUUCAAGCUAAUUUGGAAAUUUCAGGGAAUUCAUCAUCUUCCCAUUUAGAGAAUCCAGAACCAUAUUUUGUUACUAUUUUUCUUGUGGAUGUCAAUGAUGGACGUCGUGUUAGUGAAGAUUUCUAUUGGAAUCCUAAUUCAUCAAUUAUUGAUUCUAUGUUACCAAUAGAUCAAUUCAAAAGUUUACCAUGGUAUUCAUCUAAUAAUCAAUAUUCUGAAACAACUAAUGAUAUUCAUCAUCAUCAUCAUUCAAUAUCUAAUCAACCAAAUAUUAUUUCAUCACCUAAUCGAACAACACGUAGACAUGCACCACCACCACCACCAAAUAAUAAUCUUAUGUCUCCAUAUGGAACACAAAGUUCUAUUUCAUUAGAUUGUUUAUAUAAGUGUCGUACAGCAUUAUUUUCAAUUCCAUCAUGUUGUCAUGUCAAUAAUUUGUAUAUAGUUGUACGAGUGGAUAAAGUUCUUAGUGGACCAAUCAAUACAGUAAUAGAUAAAUAUCUGAAAAAUACUAGUAAUACUAAUGAUAAUAUUAAAACUGGUUCAAGUAUACAAAAAUCAAUGGUGAAUUAUUGUCGUAAUAUUGGUCGUUAUCGUAUGCCAUUUGCAUGGGGUGCAAGACCUGUAAACAGUACAAAUCGUUUUAUUCAUCUAUUCAAAAUGGAUUCUAAUAAGAUCUCUGAACAAGGAUUAAUUCAAUCUGUACAAAUGUUAUGCCAUUUAUCAAUUGAUUAUAAUACAUAUCAUGAUCGGUAUACAGAUGUAACAAGCAUUAUGACUACUACUAAUAAUGAUAAUAGUAGUAUAAAUGAAAGUAAUCAUUAUCAUAUACCAGAAUCUAUAAAUCAUAUGUUAAAAAUAGACUCAAAUAAAUCAAAAUCAUCAAAAUUGAUUAAUAAUAAUAGUUCUGUACUAAAAGAUGUUACAAAUUAUUUAACCGAACAAGAUCGACUCUUUAUUGAAACAAUUGAACGUUCUCUUAAAACUCAAAUGUUACCUAUACGAUUUGAAUUCGUGAUGAGUGAACUAAUUGAUCAUACUAUUGAUCCUAAUGCAAAACCUUUAUCACGAGUUGUUGCUUCAAAUCUGGAAACAUACACACCGAAUGUGACAGCUAAUAAUUCUCAUAAUUUCUAUAUACCAUCAACACAUCCACCGCUUAUGUCAGAUGAAAUUAUACGUGAAGUUGAAAAUCUAUUUGAUUUUUAUUCAACUCUAUCAGGAACAUCGUAUAAUGAUGAUUAUGGAAUUAAUAAUCCAGAUGAUUCUAAUACUCCUUCUCGUACUGGAAGUCUUCAAAGAGGUAGUUAUCGAAUGAAUUCACUUAAUAACAAAAAUAGUAAUAAUAAUAGAGAUUCUAUUCUAUCAAAUAAUAGUGUAAAUAGUACAACUAGUUCACUUAUUAUUACAAAUGAUUUACCAAAAUUAUUAAAUAACACACUUCAAAAUCAAUCAAAUUCACUUGAACAAUCUGUUAUUCAAUUUGAACAUGGAACAAGUAUACAAUGUUCAACUAUUAAAUUAUUACCAUUCACUUCAUUUUUUAAUACAUUAUAUGUAUGUCCAAAAUCAUUGAAUAUGUCAGGGAAACAUAAUUUUCCAAGGGCUCGGAAUUUAUCAUGUUUCAUUGAAUUACGAAGUAAUGAUAAUUUGGAUAAUUCCACUGCGUUAAAGGUGUUUUACACUCGUCCAAGUAUUCGUCAACCAAUAUUUGAUUCAUGGUUUAAUACUGCUGUAAUAUAUCAUGAUAAUUAUCCGAAUUUCAGUGAACAAGCUAAAAUCUGUUUACCAUUGAAUUUAACUUCAAAACAUCAUUUACUAUUUCGUUUUUAUCAUGUAAGCUGUGAGACGGCUUCAACAAAUUUAUUAAAUUCCAAAGAGAAAUCUAAUAGUAAUAAUAAUAAUAAUAAUAAUAGUAAUAAUAAAAAACCUGUUGAAUCAAGUACAGGCUAUUCAUGGAUUCCAAUACUUGGAACAGAUGGAAAUUUAAAUGUUGGCACGUUUCAACUUCGUAUUGCAUCAACUAUUCAUCCGGGUUAUUUACAACAAUCAACUAUACAAAACUUUCGUCAUUCAAAUCUAAAUGACACUAGUGGUGGAAUUAGCUUGCCAUUCAAUAUCGGCAAUACAAACUCUACGAAUAGUAAUAAUAAUAAUAGUGGUAAUUUCAAUGAUUUCACUUGGAUUGAUAAUGGGAAAUAUUUAUUUAAAGUUGAUCUGAAACCUUUAUCAUCUAUAUAUACACAUGAUCCAAUAUUGUCAAAAUUCUUUCGUGUUUGUAGUGAUCUACUACCACGAAUGUUGUACUUAUCAUCUACGAAAACAAAUAAUGCAGAUAAACAGAAGCAAAAUCAUGUUACAUUUCGUGAUGAUACUGUUGUAAUACAAUCUAAUAAUAUUGAUUUAUCAUCGUCUUCUUCAAAACGUAUCAGUAUUACAGGUGGUAAUAUUUCUAGUAACAGUAUAUUACAUAAUGCAACAUCAAUUCAUUUACAUUUAUGUAAUGCUAUGAAGGCAUUAUUAUUGAUUAGUCCAACUGCAUUAGUACAAUUUCUACCAGUUAUUCUUAAUCAAUUUAUGGAGAUCAUUAUUCUUAGUGCUGAAACAAGUGAAAAAUGUUUUCAACAACAACAGCAGCAGCAUCAGCAAACAGCUCAACUAUCCGAUUCAAUCAACAAAGAUCUUAGUAAUACUGCUGAUACUUCGGAAUAUUUAUGGUUUAGAAGUUUAAAAAAUAAUUAUAAUAAUAUGAUUAGUACAAAUACAACAAAUUAUACUACUACUACUACUAUUACUAGUAGUAAUAAUAGUACACCGGAUGAUGUAUUGAAAACAGCUAUUAGUACAUUAGCUAUGCUUGUCUCUGAAUUGAAUGCACAAAUUCCAAAUGAUAAUUGUUAUUAUCCAAUCAAGUCAACAAAUGAUACAGCUCAUAUGGAUAGUGCAGUCGAUUCAAACAUACCAAGUGGUGAACGUGUAAAGCACAAUUUAUUGAAAACUUAUGUAGAGUUUGUAUUCAAUCCUGAUCAUUUGUUAACAACAUGUAUAAAUCAUUAUUUAAAUGAGAAUCAACAAAUCAAUAAUGAUCCAAGAAAAGAAGAAAAAGAAGGGAUACAACUCAAUGAAUUAAUACAUCAUAAAAGAUCAAAUCGUUCACCUCCACCACCAUCAUCAUCACCAACCAUAACAACAACAACAACAACAAGAUCUAAUAAACUAUCAAUAUCACAAUUGACAAUUAAUCAAUAUUUUCCUUUAUCCUCAUUACAUCAUUCUAUUAUUCGUGGUUUAAUUCUACUUUUAUCUGAUAUUCAUUGUCCAAAUAAUAUAUUAAUACAUUUAUUUAAUAAUAUUUGGUUAUUAUUAACAUUAAUAAUUAAAUCAAUGACACAAUAUUUAUGUAUUAGUAAGAAAAUCUGGGCCGAACGAUCAGGUGAAACACGUUUUUCAUCAUUAUUCUGUGAAGAUUUAACUGUAUUUAUUCAAUUGAUUGGAUCACGUUUAUUAUCUACAUCUCUUGGUACUACAAAAGCCACAUCAAUAACAUGUAAUCAGUCUAAUAAAACUGAUGAAUUAGAUACUACCACUUAUAAUCAAGUUAUUACAUCACUUAAUGGAUCAUUAACAAAAAUGGAACCAUUCAAUUCUCUAACAAAUUCACAAGCAAGUAAAUAUAUCAAUCAAUCGUUAACACGGAAAACUUCACCUUGUUCUGAAUCUAUUCAACUUAAACAAUAUUCUAACAGUGUUAAAUCUAAUCCACAUCAUACCAAUAAUAAUGUAAUUGAUUUUAAUGGAAUUGAUGUAAUCUCAGGAAUUGGACAAUUUUUAUGUCAUUUAUUCAAUUUAAUGGAUAGAGGUUAUGUUUUUAAACGUGUUCGUGAUUUGUUAAUGUUCCUUGAAAUAUCACCAAGAAUGUCCGUUGAUAAAAUUGAUCAAUUAAAUGAAUUACGAUUUGAAUUAUUACGUUGUAUUUGUGAACAUGAACAUUUUAUUCCAUUGAAUUUACCCAUGUUAAAUAUAUCCGAUGGUUUAAGUAAGUUCACUUUCCUAUCUACCUUCUUUCAUAGUUUGUAGUGAGUGUUUAGUUUUUGCGUACAAUUCAAAAUUCAAUGAUAGAUUUUUAUUUAUAUAUUUAUUUAAACACAUAAACAUUAGUACAAUUAGGCACCAAGCAGAUAUGCGCCACAUCAAUCAUUCGAUUUGUGUGAGGGUUGGGAUACUGUCUGGGUGCCCUAACCGAAGUAGGUGGUUUUUCUUAGAAGGCCACACCCCCAGCCUUCAACCUAAAAGUCUAAACCACAAGGCAGUGGGGCAACGUCAGGAAAUGCAAUCUUAUGGUAGCCGGAGACCACUGAUUGGUUAUUAACGGUGUUUGUUUCCUUAGGAUACUGGAGCUCACUUACACCAUUGGUGUGGAAUCAGGGUUUAUAACCCACCUAUGUGAACUCUCCGAGUCCACCAACCUGGUUAAAUCAUCGGACAUUCACAUUUCGUCCUCUUAAUUUCGUAAACAACAACCCAGUGGCGAGGAAGCAUUGAGUAAGACUUCCCUGAGAGUGGUUGUAUGUACGUGGCCAUGUGACAGCAUUCGGAGAGAGAGAGAGAGAGCUAACUCUCCCCACUCUCAGUCACUUGGGGGCACUUUUAACUUUUGUUUAAAAGUUAAUUAAAACCUACCAAAUAUUUGGUUACUAGAACGCUUAAAAUUGUUAAUCAUAAAAUGAAGUAUUAGAUAUCAUUAUGUAUAAUAUUUUGUAAGUAAUAUAUGCGUUAUAUGUUAGAAUUAUAUUUGAAGCAAACGAAGUGAUUGGAAUUUAAGAUAAUUACAACAUUUCGUCCAGGAAACUUGUCUGAACUUCUACAGAGUAGAAUAAUCAAAACUAUCAAGGAAUGUAUAACGUUAAAUAAUCAAAUCUUUGAUUUUGAUAUUAUUAUCCUAAUGAAGUCUAGACAAGUUUGCUGAACGAAACGUUGAAAUUAUUUUAAAUUUCAAUCACUUAGUUUAUUUUAAAUAUAAUUUUCUUUAUACUUGGCGCCCAAUUUUCGUCAAACUAUUCGUUCUAAUAUCAGAAGGGGGGUUUCGUGUAUAUUAUAGUAAUUUUAAUAGUUGAGAUCAUGAGUCAAUUGAAGCUAGACCACCAUGGAAAACCUGAAAGUACUGGAUAGCCGUUUCGUCCUACUGUGGUUAAGCGCUCGCACGCGAGACUGAUAGAUCUCGCGAGGCGAGAUCGUGGAUGCGCACCACUAGGAAGUCUCGAUCGUAGCUGCUACCUUGGUCGGAACAUAUGUUCCUGUAGGUUCUGCCAUGCCAGGCAGGUCGAUUGGAGAACGGUAAGACUAAAAGCAGCAACUCAAGAUCUGAGGGCGAAGUCGUCCUGCUGACUGUAGAGGGGUGUGACAGCAGUAAAGUGUUUCCCUCAGACAACCAGCAUCUACAGCGAUGCUGCCUUCCCACAAGGAGGGAUGGGGUUAGAAAAGGUCGACCCUAAAAAUGCCACACCUCACCUUACCUCAUGGAUUUCCGUCUCCGGUGGUAAGGCCCUUUGAAGAACGGAGCUAACACGUCAAAAACCUUCCACAAAAAGGCCGUGCGCGACCGGCCUCAAGCAGUUGUCCCUGGGGUUUGCGGUCGUUAAGACUAACAUUAAUCCAACUUCCUUUUCAGAUUCCUCAAGAAAUACCCUUCCACGAUGUGGGCAACCGGGAAGUGAUAUCAGCCCUCACACCCUUAACAGCGCACGAGACCAAGGUGGUCACAUUCAAAUCCCUCCUACACCUCCAAAUAAAUCUCUUAUAUCCACAACUAACCCUUCUCACGUCUCUUUACCACCUUGCAACGCUAGAACAAAUGAUUCGAGUACGCGGACGAUAACAACUGAUGGUUAGAGACCUUAAAUGACAUGAUUCAAAAUCGUUCGCAGUGGUGUGAGCAGGUGUAUACACUCUUUGUGUUCUCCUAAAUCCUAAUCUUCUGAAUUCUUCAUGUCUCUUUCUUUUUUUUUCUUUCCAAAUUUAUUUCACUGGAUUAUAAUCGUUGAAUGCUAGUAGCUUACGAAUAUCUUUUACUGUUAAUGACCAUGUUUCGCAGCCGUAAAGUAGAACAGAACAAACUGCAGCACAGUAUACUAGUCUUUUAACUGAUAAACAGAUAUCUCACCUUCGCCAUAGGUAAUGUAAGUUGGUAAAACAAACCAAGAAAACAGAUAACUUGUUGAACUAUCUAAAUGACAGGAAUAGGUAUCUCAAAUAUUAAAGCAGGCUACUGGCAAUCUCGACCGAAAAAAAAAACAACUGAAUCCUUACUCUAUCAAUCUUAUUAAACUCGAUUAAGUUAUUUUCAUUUUUCAAAUGACCUAUAAACAAUUAUCACUUCUAUAAUUUACUCAUUGUAUAUAAUAGCUGAACAAUAUUCUGUUAGCAGACUGUAUACUGUAAAUAUUGAGCAUAGUCAAGGUAUGUAAUUUUGUUUGAAUCACUAUGUGUACUGCUAUCCUAUGUAUACUUGAUUAUUUCCAUGUAUAUAUAUACAUAUAUGCACUGCAUUGCAUUAGUUUUUAUGAUUAUUAUAUACUAAUAACUAUGAUUAUAAUUGUACUCACUUCUUGUGUGUGUGUGUGCUUCGGUGGAUUGUUUUUAUACAUGCAUGAUAUUUAAUGAGAUAAUAGUACUUUAGAUUUAGGAACUUCACAAACACACACACACGCACAUGCAAACAUACGUACCCAUAUUUUAUGUUUAAUGUACUAGAACAUUGAAUCAGCUCAUUGAACUUUGAAAAUAUAUUCUUUCUACAAUCAAAUGGUACAUUGUAUUUUGUAUAUGGAUAUAAGCGAAAUACUCUUUAUUUCCUCUCAUUACUUGAAAUGAGAAUUUGUUUUUGUUUAAGGUAAUUUAUGUUAUAUGAUGUUGUAGGGUGUUACGGGUACUGCCCUGUUGCCUAGGUGAUUUUCUUAGAGAGCCACUUUCUAAACCUUCAACUUGAAGGUCUGGGUCAUAAGGUAAUGGAACAUCUUUAGGAGAUGCGGUUCCAUUGUAGCCGGUGACGCACAAUAGGUUCAUACACCAUUUGUUUCCUUAGGAUCCUGGAGCCAGUCCAUGUUCACCAUUGGUUUGGAAUCAGGGUUUUUUAACUCUCCUAGUAGGUGGACUCUCCGUAUCCACCAAUCUGAUUAAAGCGCCGGAUAUUCGCUUUUCGUGUUGUCAAUCCGGUAAACAAAGGUAAUGGCACGAGAAGGCAGUGAGUAGGACUUGUAUGGCAGUGGUUGUAUGCACGUGGCCAUAUGAGGGAGAGCUGACUCUCCGUACUCUCGGCCGUACCAGGGCAUUUGGGAGCAAGACAACACUUAAUUUUUGUCUAGCAAUCAUUAAGAUAACAUUUAAUGAUUGCUAGUUAGUUAUAUCACUUUUCUAUGUUUAUUUAAUCCUUGAAUUAAAAAUCUAUUCAAGAGCUUCCUACCACUAUUCACUUACAAUAUGUUUGUCAAUUCUGGAUAUGUAUAUUUUUUAUAUUGUAGAAAAGAUAGCAGAGGAUUAAUUCUUUAAAAUGCACUUGAAUUUAAAUCAGUCAUCUGGACAUUCCUACCUUACUCGGACAACUUUGGUAGUUAAGUAGAGAGUGAUAGCACAAUAGUGAAAGUAAUCGGUUUUAGAUAAUUAAAUACUAGAUUUAAACUUCUUUACCUCCAUUUUUGUUGUUUUAAGCUACCUGAUUAUAUCAGUAGUUAUUUCACAAGCAACAUAGCUCAAAUCUAAGUGUUUCAAUAUGUACGUGUUAACUUAGUUAGUCAAAUUAUGUUACCUAUCCUUUCAGAAAAGUAUAGCACGUAGCUAAAUUAGUUGUUAGUGUGCACUUAGUCAUUGGUUUCUAGUAGUGUUCAUAAUGAUUCAAAGGUAAAAAUAUGUAUUUAAUUGUAUGAUAUACUUUGAAAAUUGAUUUUUUUUUAGUAUGAUCGCAUGUGUGGUUGUGAGUAUAUCCACUAUAGAGAAAACAACCAUUUAUAGCAUGCUCAUAUUGAAUAAUUUUCGUGUUGGGUAACAAAUCAUGAUCAGAAUAACAUUCAAAUUAACAAAAUCCGUAUAUCAGAAGGGCUUUUGUGGAAAUUUCAGUAAUUUCAGUAGUUGGGAUCAUGAUUCGAUUGAAGCUAGACCACCAUGGGAAACCUAAAAGCACUGGACGGCCGUUUCGUCCUAUUGUGAAACUCAUCAGUGGCAGUGCGCAUCCACGAUCCCACCUCACGAGUUUCGAAUUUUAAGUUAGACAAUAACACCGUUGGAUGCCGGCUUAGUGGUCUAGAGGUUGGGCAUUCGCGCGCGACGCCUGGUUUCGAAUCUCGCAAGGCUGGAUCGUGGAUGCGCACUGCUGAGGAGUCCCACAUUAGGAUGAAACGGCCGUCCAGUGGUUCCAGGUUUUCCAUGGUCGUCUAGCUUCAAUUGAUUCAUGAUCUCAACUACUGAAAAUCCGUAUAAUCUUAGCCGUGUUUCUAUUAAUUUUCGUUUGUAUAAGUCGCUACAUCGAAAGAAAUUGAUAUUCCAUGUAUCAACAACGUGGAACUUCUGUACCUAGAAAUAAAGUUGAUGUGAUAAAACAACCCAAAAUUCAUUAUUUGUUACAUUUAGUGAAUGAAAAUCGAUAGAAGAUGAACAAAAACGAAUAUAUAGGUUUAGUUUAUUCAUGCGUAGAUUGGUUUCAGAAAAAAUCAACUACUGAAACAUAUUCUACAGCUUCCCAAAUUUAAUAUAAAUACUUUACAUUACUUAGUAAACAAUAAGUAGUUAAACUUUAUAACGUAAAAAAUGACAGAAGUAUCAUAUUUGACUCAAUGAGUAUAUAUUAUUACAUCAAUCUGAUAAAAAAAAAAGAUAAACUGUGACAUUUCUUUAGCGUAUCAAGAAAAUAUGAUUCAACAUGAUGUAUUAAGGUCACUACUUGAUACAACAUAAUUUUGUACCAAUUACAACCAACUUUCACCUAGUUACAUUGAAAUAGUCUUUAUCUUAACACUUCAAAAUAUUGUGUGAUUAAAUUUUUUGGUGUAUGAAAGAUUUAACAAAAAAUGACUUUCAAAUUUUAUACAUUGUAUAUCAGCAUUAAUUUUGAAAGGUAUAUUAUGUAAUAACCUGUAUGUUCGAGUGUCAGUCGGUUGAUUAUGAAUUUAAUGGUCUUGAGUGUUGUUAAAGUUAUGAGGGCUGUCAUCACUUCCCGGUUGCCCAUACAGUAGAAGGGUUCUUCUGGAGGUACCUGAGAAGGAAAUGGGGCUAGAGGUAGUGUUAGUGACUUGAGAGCAUGACCGCAAUGCCCAAAGAAAAACUGCUUGAGGUCGGUCACACGCGACCUCUUCGUGAGUAAUUUUCGUGUUAGCUCUGUACUUGUUGAGAUCUUACUGCCGGAGACGGAUAUGUAUGGGAUAAAGCGAGGUAUAAAUUUUAAGGGUCGACCUUUUCUAACCCAUCCCCCUUUUAGAAAGGCAGUAUUGCUGUUAUGCUGGUUGUCUGAAGGAAACACCUGUACAGUCAGCAGUACGACUUCACCUUCGGACUUUCGGUUUGCUCCUUUUAGUCUUACCGGUCUUCAACCGACCUGUCUGGCAUUGUAUGACCUUUAGAAAAAUUGUUCGAACCAGUAUGGCUUGAAUGGUUCAUCACAAUAGGUAUGCCCGACCACCACGUCAAGAUAGCAACAACGAUAGGGGGUGUUUGAAUGUAUCUGUUUAUGAAAGUCAAAGUUGAUACUCAGUGAUAUAAUUUUCUUUUUUCUAUGAUUACUCUUUGGUACGAUUUUUACUUCUUUACCGUAUAUACAUAAAUCUUUAAUUAAUUCAAUUGCAAAAUUGUCGAACAAAUCAAUCUAUCCAAUAUUCCCCGGUAUUUCUAGUUCAAUUAUGAUUGUUAAUGUUGUAAGGUUCUUGGAGAAAGUUUUGAUUUACCUAACUAAUCAAAAGCUUGCAAAGGAAUUCUGGAAGACGAUAGGCUAUGUUAUCCUCUUUCUCAUCGAAUUAUCAAAAUCGUUAACAAUUUUAGCAUGUAUUUUAAAAGCUUCUAAACUAUCACUAUCAUAUAUUGUCAUAUAAAUCCAUUUAUUUUCCAUUUAUGUGCUUAAAACGUUUUCUACACGUUACGCUCUCUGUUUUAUUUUAUUUUUCUUGAAUUUCAAGUGUAACAGAGAAUUAUGGUAAUUGUAAAGCACUUAGGGAUUCUCAGUUUAGAGUUGUGGAGAUUAUUAAGUUUUUGAUUGAGAUCAUGGGCCGAUUGAUGCUAGAACACCAUGGAAAACCUGAAAGCACUGAACGGCAGUUUCGUCCUAUUGCUUGACUCCUCAGCAGUGCGCAUCCACGGUCCCACUUGCAGGAUUUGAACCCAGGGCCUUCGAUCUCGCACACGAACGCUGAACCUCUAGACCACUGGGUCGGCAUCCAACGGUCGGGAUUGAAUGCGUAGUGCUGAGGAGUCCGGCAAUAGAACGAAACGGCCGUUCAGUGCUUCCAGGUUUUCCAUGGUUGUCUAACAUUACUCGGUUCAUGAUCUUAAUCAGAAACUUAAGGAUUCGUCGUUUUCAUUAAAUGUAAAAUAAAAUUCGUAUUCCUUCAUUAAUUACCUUUCAAAUGAGUUUCAUUUUGUGUUAAUCUGUUUGUUACAUGAUUGUUCAAUCUUUUGAUUAAUUUGUAUUGUAUAUCAAUAAAAUCCAUCUUUUUUGGUGUAUAAUUUUCUAUUAUUUGCACUAUUCAUAGCACAAUUCUGACAAUCAUUCAUUUCAUUAUACAUAAUUCACAUUAUACUCUUUAGUUAUAACAUCUGAGUUUCUGUUUGAGUGUUGUCUGUUUGUUUGUGUUAAACAGUUAUCUUAUAACUUCAAUUGUUACUGUCUGUUGUGACGUGCUAUGUCCAAAAUUUGAUACUGAUACAUGUUGUACUAAGUGCUAACUCUCCAUCUGACUGCUUGAACGAGAAAAUGUGUUUGACUACCGUAUAAAAUACACACAUAUUCAUAUAUAUCACCCUAUCCUUAAGAAGUUGACCCAUUGACGUAAUUAAAUGCAAUUGACCUUUAAGUGACUUCUGAUUAUCAUUGAUUGACCCUUUCAUCAGGUUACUUCUGAUUGGUUCUCUAUAUCACUAUCACCAUCCGUAAUAAUAAUAAACUUUGUAAUUUGUGGAGUAAUUUGUUUCAUAUUGUUGAUCCGUAAUCACUAACUAAAUUCAUUAUAUUAUUGAUGUAUAUCACUCUGUAAAUCAAUGACUAUAUGAUCCCAUUAUACAUGUCAGUAGUUAGAAAAUUAAAGCAAUCAAGAAUGUCAUUGUUGCUUUUUGAUAUAAAGAUUUUUAUUCACUAGAUAUUGUUUACUUGAAUCUUCUCAUCGAUGUUUAGGAUUGCAGUUGAUUAGUCAAUCUCUUAUUAGCAUAUGUGCAUACUGUGCGUAUUGCCUUAAUUCACAAGCAUUAUAAGCUAAGAUGGAUAGUGGCUAACAGUGGAAUCCAGGGCGCACGUUUCGUCCUAUUUAGAACUCGUCAACUGGAUGUACCUACAUCUUAGAGUUGAUGUUCACUCUGGAAUGUGAACCCAUUAGCUAAGUGGAUAACGCGAUUGUGUUUGAAGCAAACCGUACAUUCCAGAUGAUGAGUCGCAAAUAGGACGAAAUUCUCAUCAAACUGUAUUCCACUGCUAGCCACUAUCCAUCUUUGUUUAUAAGAAAUUUUACUAUUCAUGGAAUGUAGUCUUUUUAGAAGUCAACACUUUGAUGUUAUUGAUCAAUGAGAUAGGAUAUUUUUUUCCACUUGAGAUUUUGUAUUUCACACUGUUACAUAGUCUGAAUACUCUUAUUGGCUAAUCGAUUUAGUCGUCGAACUAAUCAGCAUAAAUCAUUCAAUCAAUUUUUAGAUUGUACUCAUUAAAUCGGUCAUAUCAAAGAUCAUUAACUGUUAAAUGUUUUCAUAGUAUCGAUUAUCUAUCAUAAUAACUGUAGUUGUAAUAUACUUUAAUUUCAUACAGUAAGGAGUGAUCAGUACUAGUUGCAUAAUAUUCCAAAAAUGUUUUUGUGAAAUAUGCUGUGUUGUAAUAAUCCAAGAAUAUAGAUAAUGUAAAUGUUUAAUCAAUGAUGAUGAUCUAUGAAUUCUGUUUCUAUGACCAUAGAACUUUAGACAUAGUUUUCGUUGUUAAUUUAUAUACCUUUCUUGUUCAUUAACUGAAUGUUAGUUAUUCAAAUAUUCCUGAAAAUCUGAUAACUAUAUCCAUUUAGAAAUUAAGUAUUGUGAUGUUAAACAAAGAUGGAUAGAGGCUAGCAAUGGAAUCCAGUUUAACACGCGUUUCGUCCUGUUUGGGACUCGUCAGCUGGAUGUACCUGGAUCUCAGAGUUGAUGUUCAUACCGCGACUCGAACCCAAUACUGUUGACUUCAAACGCCAUCAUAUUAUCCACUUAGCUACUGAGUCCUGAAACGCUCACCAAACUAGAUUCCACUGCUAAGCACUAUCCAGCUUUGCUUAAAAAAAGCUUGCUACUUAGGGCUAUAUCAAGGCAAUCCGCGCAGGAUGCACAUAUGCCAACAUGAGACUAAUCCGUUGCAGUUUUUAAAUAACAAUGGGAAGAUACAAGUAGAACAACACUAAGUGAAUUAUUAUAAUGUUAUUUUAUCAAAUCGAUUGGUUUGUUGUAGCAAGUCAUAGAAUCCCCUUGUUUAUACCAUUGAUUCAAUUCUUUGCUUUCCCUUCAUUUCUGUAUUUAUUUAAAUGAAUCCUUAGAUGUUGGUCUUGAAUUAUCGUUAACUGAUCAAUUUUGUCAACAACAUUUUCCAAUUGGGAUUCUAUUGAAUCAACUUAGUUGUUUAUUAUCUGGUUGUAUAAAUACUGGAAGUUGGGCAAUACUUAGAUCAACAUCAAGUCAACAUUAUAAACAACCUAUUACAAUAUUACGUAAUCUAUUAAUUAAACAUACACUUGAUCCUCGUUAUCGCAAUUCUAAAGUAAUUCAAGCUAGAAUUUGUACAUUAUAUCUUCCAUUGAUUCGUUUAGUGUUGGAUCAUUGGGAUUCAUUUGGACCUCCAGGUGGUGCUCUACAAACAGCUGUUAUUGCAGCUGCAGUACGUCGAGAUUAUGAAGAAUCUUUACAACUGACUGAUGGUCAUAGUAAUUCUAGUACAUUGAAUACAUCUCGUCGUCAACAUUCUAUUGAUAAAUCAAAUAAAUUAAAUAAAUCCAAUAUUUCAGGUAAUAUAACUAGUCAUAUUAACAGUAUAUCACAUUAUCGACCACAAAGUAUGCUUAGUGAUUAUUCAUUAGAAACAAUUAAUAAUAACAAUCAUUCACGACAACAACAACAACAACAGAACACAAUGAAUUCUGACAAUGGAUCAUAUGAUUCUUAUUUAUCCAUAACUAGUAGUAGUCAUUCAUUUUCACAGACUGGUAGUAGUGGUAGAAAAUCUUCUCUAUCAAGUGAUCAAAGUGAUGGUCGGUCAACAAACAGCGGUUCUGCAACUGGCGCUUCUACUACUACUACUACUGCUAAUGCUGCUUAUUUAACUAAAGAUGGCAAAGUACAAAAGCAUAUAUUAGAUCAAAUUGCUGGAGUUAAUCAAGGUGGCGCUCUGCAACGUGUACAAAGAAUACGUCAUCAAGACACUUCAUCUAUACCGCCAUCAUCAACAACAAUUAUCACGUCGUCCAUCGAAUCUAAUGUACCAUCGAUAAUAUCUAACCAAUGUCCACGUUCUCAUUCGAUUCAUUCUGUGGAUAGUGCACAAAGUGGAAAUUGUGUUUUAUCAAGUCAUACAAGUAGUAGUACACUGACAUUAACGGGUCCCGAUGUGGAUAAUAAUAAUAAAGAUCAUAUAAAUGGUCUAAAUGGAGGUAAUCAUAUAGAUGAGAAUGAUAACAUUAAUAAUUUAAUAAGUGAUUACAAAAAUAAUGAAAUCAACCAGAAUCACAAUGAACUAAAUAACGAUCAAGAUUGGGCAAAACAAGUUCUUACAUUAGCUGGUAUUUAUACAGAUCGUAUUAAUGAUGUAAAAUCAAUGAGUUCAGUGAGUCCACAAUCUGUUAUAUCUAAUCCUUCUAUUGGAAUUCCAUUAGAAAUGAAUGUUUCAGAGAUGGAAAAUUCCGACAAUGUUCAUCAACAUUCUCAUUAUCAUAAUCAUUUACCAUUUCAUCAAAAUAUACAAUCUAAUCAUCAAAAGAUAUUUAUUCCUGAAUUAUUAUUAAUUAAACAACCUAUUAUACGUUCACAUAUUCAUCGUCGUCCAUAUGAAUUAAAUAAUAUAGAUGCACCACGUCGUUUAACUGAUAAUUGUCAACGUGAUUUAUAUAUUUGUAUAUUACAUAUUAUGUCUACUAUAACAUUAGUACAUUUAAAAUGUUUAUUUCAUAGUUUUACUAUACAAGAAAGAUUACAUUUUUUGAAUAUAUUAAAAUUUUCUAUUCAACAUCUACGUUAUCGUGGCAAACAUUGUAUUCAACAAUAUGAACACAUAAGUCACAGUAGUGUUGGACGAACUGGUGGUACUGGUCAUCUCCUUCAUAUGAGCAAUGCACUAGCUAGUAAUGCUGCUUCUCGUAAAAAGAGUAAACAUUUACAAAGUGAUCUGUUAACUAAAAAUGUUAAUGAACUAACCCCUGAAGAAGGACAUGAUAAUAUACCAAAAAUGAAAGUUUUAUUAAAAGCGAAUUUGGCAACUGAAUCAAGCUUGAUAAUCUUAGAUUUGUUGAGUACGUUUACAACAGUUUUUAAAUCAGAAUUGAAUCUAUGUAAACCAAAUGAUCCAGUAUUUUGUUCAUUAAUUGAAACGUAUAUAUGUAUAUUAUCUAAUAAUCCAUCUGAUUAUGUAAUACGUCAUACAUUUUCUGCAUUACGUGUAUUUAUUAAUCAAAAUUCACAGACUCUCUUCUCUGAAUCAACCGAUAUUCUAAGCAUGCUUUGUUUAGCUGGUUUAAGAUGUUCUAAUCAAUGUUUUCUUUCAUUAUCAUCGGUUAUCUCUUCUCCAUCAUUAUCAGUUUCAUCAAUACCACCACCAUCACGAACAACAGCAACAACAACCGCAUGCCCUAUUUCCAACUCGACUGAUUCCAAUACUAAUACUCUAUCGGAUAAAAAUUCUCAAAUAUCAUUUCUAAGUAAUAAUAUUAAUACAACGUCGUCUGACACAACAGCAUCUAUCAAGUAUAAACCUCCAAUACUAUCUAGAUUGAAAAAUAUUGAAAUUAAUGAUACAAAUCAGAUUAUAUCAAAUACUAGCCAUUUUAAUCAUAGUAAUGAUUAUGAUAAUAGUAAUAUGAAUAAUCAAGCAUUGAUAAGUAGACUUUGUCUAGAUGCAUGCGGUUUCUUAUAUCGUUUAUGGAAGUGUAGUUUUGAAACACAUCAACAAGUUGGAUUUCAUUGUGUACAUUUACAGACAAUUAUUGCUAUAUCAAAACUUGUAAGUGAACUAAGUCCCGGUUUUGAAGCAAGUUUAAGUCUUUUGCAUAGUUUAGCACAAACUGAUAUGCAAAGAAUUUCAGAAUCAACUUCGACAAAGUCAUUAACUACAACAGUAACAACAACAUCGUCGUCAUCAUCUGGGAAGUUGUUUUGGACUGAUUCAAAUAUUCGUUUAUUCUUAGAUGAUAUUGACGAUUUAAUUCAUCGUAUAUUAACUGUAUUAACUGCUACUGCUGAAAUGCGUCGACAUUGUGAUGACCCUGAGCGUAUAGUUGACUUACAGUAUGCACUAGCUAAAUCGUACAGUAGUAAUCCAGCAUUAAGACGUACAUGGUUAGAAGAAUUAGUCAAAUUACAUAUGAAUUCAAGAAGUUUCACAGAAUUAGCUAUGACUAAAUUACAUAUUGCUGCAUUAAUGGCUGAAUAUUUAAAACGUAAAGGUAAUUCACUUAUAAAUUUGUAUAUACAUUUUUACCAAAAUAUAUAUAUGUAUCUAUGAGUUUACCUUCAAAAUAAUCGUUCGAACUCAGUUUAUCUUACUUUCUUACUUACCUGCUUACUUACUCCUGUUACUCUUCGUGGAGGAGUGUAGACCACUCACCAACCAACAUUCUUCAUCAUACUUUAUACUGGCCAAUCCUUUUGAUAUCUACUUCCAAUUCUCAACUCAAUGUAUACUUUAACCUUUCUCUUUUCUGUUUCCUUUCAAGAUUCCAAUUGUAUCAAUUAAAAGAUAAUAACUAAGUUAAUGAAUGAAUUCUUAGAGUAGCUUUCAAAUAAUUCGAUUUAUUUUUAAUUUCUAUUCAUAGAUAUGAAACAAUUUAAUCUGGUAAAUUUUCGUUUCCCCUUUUGAUCUUUACAAUUCUCAUUUGAUGUGUACAUUGUUUGCUUAAUACGUUACUACUAUUGUUUCUUUAAUUCUUAUCAGUAUAAGGGUUGUGGAGAUUGUUAAGUUAUUGAUUGAGAUUAUGAGCUGAUUGAUGUUAGAUCACCUGAAAGCAUGUGUCGGGUAGAGACAAAUAUCUAUUUCAGUACAAUGGAAGAUGGUCGCGAAAUUUGGUGGUUUGUUUGAAGUUAGACAUUAACACCGUUGGAUAUUGGCCGAAUCAGUGGUCUACUAGGUUGAGCGUUCACGCGUAAGACUGAAGGCCGUGGGUUCAAAUCUCAUGAGCGGAAUUGUGAAUGCACACUACUGAAGAGUCCCACAAUAGGACAGAACAACUAUCCAAUACUUCCAGCUUUUCAAUGGUGGUCUAACAUCAAUAGACUCAUGAUUUCAAUCAUUAUCUUCAAUUCUUGGUUGAAUGAAAAUUGAUUGUUAUCACUUAAUCACCUUGAAACUUCUCAACAGUUCACAUCCACGAUCCUACACAUGGAACUCGAGCUCAGGACAUUCGAUUUCACACGUGAAUAUCUAGCAUUCAAUGAUGUUAAUGUCUAACUUUAAUCUAUUCAUGAUGUUGUGCAACCGUUUAUACAUGAUCUGAAAUGGAUAACUUUCUCAUAUCCAAUAUCACUUGAACUUCAUUGGUUAUAGUUUCUCACUAGGACUACAAGAAAUUCAUCUUGAAUCUAAUCUCCAAUGGGGGGGGUGAUGUUUAGUAAUUGUAAUAUUUUCAUAAUUGAAUUCACUGAUCGAUAUUGCCACGAGUUGUAUUAUGUCAUUAUGGUGUAAUCAAAAUAUUCAAUAUAUUGAUUGAGAUGUUCAAUAUUUCAGUCAUACAUCACAAUAUGCUCACAUAUAUAUGUGAACGUAUUGUGAAUAGUGAGACGAAGGACAAUUCUAUUUCAAUAAACAAUAAGCAUCAACUAGAAAAUUUGAGAGAAAGAAAAAAAUUCUCUGCCUUUCUUUGUUUUUAUCAGUUUAGGGGUUGUGGAUAUUGUUAAGUUUUCGAUUGAGAUCAUGAACCGAUUGAUGUUAGACCACCAUGGAGAACCUAGAAGCACUGAAUGGCCGUUUCGUCCUAUUGUGGGAUUCCCCAGUGGUAGUGCACAUCCACGACCCCGCUCGCGGGAUUCGAACCUAUGGCCUUCAGUCUCUCACAGCGAACGCUCAACCUACCAGACCACUGAGACGGCAUCCAAUGGUUCAUGAUCUGAAUUAAAAAACUUAACAAUCUCCACAACCCCUAAACUGAUAAUUACCAUGUGUUCACUAGUAACUAGCUUCGUGAGAAAAUUCUCGGAGUUCUAAUGAGAAGCCGUGAUCAAUGGAGCUAAUCCGUGUCGAGUAGAAACAGGUAUCUACCUUAGUACAAUGGAAGAUGGUUGCGCAAAUUUUUAGAUUUUUUGUUUUUGUUUGUUUGUUUGUUUGUUUUAUUUUGUUUUGUCAAAUGUUUAUUAUGUUGAAUUUAUUGAUUGUAAACGAGAAAACGAGAGAAAGAAAAAGAAUAAACUUUGUCUAAUAUAAUGUAAUCAUAUUUACUUUUUCAUUUAGGUAUUUUAGAUUGUAAGUUAGUUUUGUUUUAAUAUUUAUACUUGGUGCAAAAUUAGUUUGUACAUUUGUUUGUUUGUUUAUCCUUUUGUUUGUUUGUUUGUGUGUGUGUGUGUACAUACGCACACAUCUAUUACAUGAUUAUUUAUUUGCAUAGAUGCACUACUUAUAUUACCAGACUACUCAUUUACUGACUUAUACUCAAUUACAGACACAUACAUAUACACACACACACACACACGAGCAUGCAUCUAUUUUGUUUACAUGUACACUAGAUGCAUAUUUUAUUUUGUAUGUUGAUUAUCUCAUAUGAAGUAUGUUUGUUUAUUGAAUCAAAGGGUAUGUCUGAUGUGAUAGGUAGCGAAGGGGGGGGUGAUACGAUCUUCUUGAUAUUGACAGAGAGAGAGAGAUUCUAAUGGAAUGUUUAUGUAUGUUUACAUAUGUGAUUACAUAAUCUAUGUAUAUUUGUAUUACAUAUAGAUUGAAAUGUAAAUGAAAAGAUUAAAUGAUGGUUAGAGAUCAUAGUGUUCUAUUGUUAAAUUUAAUGACAUUUAAAACAAAAACAAGCCAGAAACAAAAAAAAAGUGUUCCCAAUUGAUUGUUUAUUUAAAUAAAUAUCAUACUCUCAAAUUUUAACUUGUAUGUAAACAAAAACACUGUUGCAUACCGACUCAGAGUGGUCUAAUGGUUAAGCACUCGUGUGCGAGACUGAUAGGUCCUGGGUUCGAAUAUCGCGGCGGGGGGGGGCGGUAUUGUGGAUGCGCACUACUGAGUGAGUCUUAUAAUAAGACGAAACGGUCGUCCAGUGCUUCCGAGUUUUCCAUGAUGGUCUAGCUUCAAUUGACUCAUGAUGUCAACUAUUCCAAUUACUAAAAAAGAAACAAUCAAAGAAAAAGAUAAAACACUCUAAAGAAAGAAAAUACUUUUCUUGUCCAUCGAAUUUAUGUUUUCACUAUAUUAGAAAGUGAUAUUAAACUAAUCAAUAUGUGUAUAGAAGAAUGAAUGUUGUUUAUAUGUGAAAGAGUUUUAAUUCAAAUAAUCAACUAGUCAUUAUUCCAUUAUCUUGAUCUGUACUCAUUUGUAUAAGGUAAAGUUAUGAAUCUUCAUUGAUGGAGGAAGUUACUAAGACAUGUAUUAUGUAUAUUCAACCACUCCUUACUUCAAUAUAUAAUGGUAAUUUGAGAAGAUUGAAAGAAAGCUAGAGUCGCCCAAACCUGACGUCGAUGAAUUUGUUAGUUGUCCGUUUGAGAUAUAUCAGUUAGUGUAGACUGUUUGAUAAUAGAUCUAAAAGAUUAUUGUAUUGGAUGACAUGAUUCAGAAUUGAUCACAAUGAGGUAGAUGCAUUCACUACUCUUAUCCCAUUAAACCUUCGAUUUUUAAAAUUGUUUUAUACAUUUCAUUCAUCAAAUUCAUUCAUUCUUUUCAUAGAUGAAUUCAUGAGUCCAUUGAAGCUAGACAACCAUGAAAAUCCUGGAAGCACUGGACGCCCGUUUCCUCCUAGUAUGGGACUCUCUCAAUAGUGUGCAUCCAUGAUCUCGCUCAUGGGAUUCGAACCUAGGGUCUGCACACGAACGCUGAACAUUUAGACCACUGAAUCGACUCAUGAAUUCAACUAGUGAAUUACUAAAAUCUUCACAAAACCUCUAUCUGAAAACAAUCAUUCAUUCUUCUUAAAUCAUAUUGUCUAUACUUAAUGUUUUCUAGUUCUGCUUAUACUGUUACUAUAGUUAUUAAUCAUUUCAUCUAUCUAUAUUGAUAUGAUAUAGUAACUUGUUCAGAUCUACCUUUGUUCCAAUUUCUUUAAAUUAAGCAUUAAGAUCAUCCAUUAAACACUAUAACAUAUUUCAUACACACUACAGCAAUACUUACUUUAGACAUGUGUUCACAUAAUUGAAUUGAUCUAUUUUAGUAUAGAAUUAACCGGAGAACCAUGUAAUAUUCGAUCAUUUUUUAUAUUUGAUCAUAUUUCCUUGAAACAAACAAAAAAAAACUGGAUCAGAUUGGAUCCUUUUAGUUUAUAUUAGUGAAUUAUCAUCUUGUUUAGAUUAAACUACAAUGAAAAUUAUUUAGUAUAAAUAUAUGUAUCAUUUUAGACAUCUUAUCUGUGUAUAUGCAUGUAUAUCUUUAUUGCCCGACCAAAACAUGGCACAAGUCCAUGAAGUCACUGACAAGUGGACUGAGCCAUAUUAGUAGGUGUAGACUACCUGGUUGGGGUCCGCGAGAUAAUAGCAACCGAUGGAUAGAGACCCUGAAUGACAUGGCUCAAAAUCGUUUGCAAUGGCGCAGGUGCAUCUACUCUUUGUGUUCUCCGAAAUUCUAAUCUUCUGAAUUCUUCAUGUCCCUUUUUUUUCUCUUUCCAAAUUUAUUUCACUGUAUUAUACUCUUUAAAUAACAUAUUCAAACCCUAAACUUUCCGAUUACUGCUUAUACUCUUACUACCUUUACCACUACGGGAUUUGAAUCGACCACUGCAUCUCUGUGCUAAUGUGGUGUGGCAACUCGAACUGAUGUACGUACGUACAAAGUUCUACGUUGUUACUGACUGACUGCAUAUCUUUAUUGAUUUAAACAAGUAAACAUUGGUACAAGGAGGUACCAUAGAUAUAUUGCGCCAGACUUUAUCAUUCGAAUUUUGUAAGAGCUGGUAUACUGCCUGGACACCCAAACCAAAAUAGGUGGUUCCUUUCGACAGCCACUUCCCAGAGCAUUAACUUACAGGUCUAAUCCAUAAGAAAGUGGAACAACGUUAGGAAAUACAGUCUCGUAAUAGCUGGUGACUAACAACAGGUUGUUUUUUAGGAUCACAAACCAUUUGUUUGGAAUCAGGAUUUUCCAGCUAUCCUAACUGGAUGCUCUUAAAUCAACAACCUGGUUAAAGCACCGAAUAUUCACUUUUCGUAUUGUCAAUUUCGUAAACAACACUUCCACCUCGAGAAGGCAAUGAAUAGGAAUUCCCUGACAGUUGUUAUAUACAUGUGGCCAUUAUAGAGGCAACCCAGUUUUCGCAUCGGCCAUUCACAUUUCGUUCUCUUAAUUUCGUAAACAAUAUCCCUUUCACGAUUAGGCAGUGAAUAGGACUUCUAUGUUAGUGGCUGUGUAUAUAUGGCCAUGUGAGAGCGUUUCGAUAGGGAUAGUGAAUUCUCUUCACCCUCGACUAUAUCAAAGUAUUUAGGGGCAAAUUCAUAUUGUUACCUAAUAAAAUCCUUUUCUUCUAUUUACCUUGGUGUAGAUUUCGUUUGUUAAUAUCACUAAUUUUUAUUCGGUAAUUUUUCAAUCUUUUUACACUUUACUACUUCUGUGUUAUGGAUUUUGAAUUGCAAUUGAUUCAUAUGUAUCUAAAUUGGAACUUUUGAUUUACAUCGAAUUCAUUGAAUGUUUUGUGUAUACCAUUUGAUUAUGAUGCAUGUAUUACUUUCUUUCAAUGCACACUCAUCUUCUAAUACCCGUCGUGUAUAGGGGAAUCAAUCAACUAUUUGGUUAACUAAUCGGUUAAUGUGCAUUUGAGAUGUUUAUUAAAUGAAUUUUUAAUGGUGACUAAAUAAUGAACACUUUUUUUACAGAUUUUCUUAAAGUAGAAUGUAUUAACUCAUAUUACCCUAAAAUGUUUUGGGACUCUAUUUCCAAUCAUAGAAUAACUAACAUUCAACUGAAGAGUCCCAAAAUAGGACGAAACGCGCGUCAAACUAUCUAUCGUUGCUUGAAGAUGUUUGUAACUUAAGUCACUAUCGAGGCAGUCAGCACAAGAUGCACAUAUACCAACAUAAGACUGAUCGAUUGCAAUCCUAAAUAAUAAAGGGAAGAUACAAGUAUAACAACAUCAUCUGAAUAACCAAUACUGUGUUUUUAUUUUAUGCUAGUCAUUUGACAUUUGAAAGACAAUACUCAGUUAUAAAUAAUAUAUUUUCGUUGUUUAGAUCUUUUCAUGAAUGUGUAUUACACUACAAUUGAUUAGUCCAUGCACGUAUGUCCAGUUGACAAAUGCCAAUUCAGCAGUAACACUCUCUCUUGAUUCAAUUUUCCAUCUCUACAUCAAACUCUCAAGUUUAGUAAAUACAUAAUGGCUAAUAUAUAAAGGCAUCUUCAUAACUGCUAGAGUUGAAGCUAUCACGAGUUCACUUAAUCUGCGAACGAGAAACAAGACUCAGUGACCAAAAACCAUUUAAGAUAUUUCCCAAGUGGGAAAUAUAACAUGAAGGUGACAAGAGUGCCUUUGGCGCGAAAACAAAGAAAUUCAAAUUUUCUAAAUAAAAUUAUAAAAUUAGGUCCUUUUCCAAGUAACUUCUAGGGAUCUAACAUCCCCAUCUCUACAUCAAACUCUCAAGUUUAGUACAUGCAUAAUGACUAAUAUAUAAAGGCUUGCUCAUACAUAACCUUAUCAGAAUGAAAUCUCUUAUUCACCAUAACUUAGUGAUAGAAUGUUUAUAGUUAAAUAUUGAUUCAUAUAUUCAUUUCUAUACUUAUGAAAAUAAUGACCCCCUUCCGUCCGUUUUUUUUAUUGUUGUUUUAGGUGAAUUUCCUCAAGGAUGUAAUGCAUUUAAAACAAUUUCAUCUAAUAUUUACAUAGAAGAAAAUGGAUUAAAAACAGAUUCUACAGUAUUAGAAAUUUCUUAUACACAAGUAAAUAUAUCAGAAAGGGAUUGUGUUUAUUUAUUUUUUUGUGUGGAUAUUAUAGGUAAUUUCAAUAGUUCAGAUCAUAAAUCAAUUGAAGUUAAAUCACUAUGGUAAACCUGAAAGCAUUAGAUGGCCAUUUCGUUCUAUUACCGGACUUCUCAGCAGAUUCGAACUCAGAACCUAUCGGUCUUGCACGUGAGCAUUUAACUACUAGACCACUGAAUUGGUAUCCAACGGUGUUAAUGCCUAAUUUCAACUUCGAAACUCGUGGGUGGGAUCGUGGAUGUGCACUGUUGAAGAGUCCUGCAAUAGGACGAAACGCUCGUCUAGUUCUUCCAGGUUUUUCAUAAUGCUCUAGCUUCAAUUGACUCAUGAUCUUAACUAUUGAAAAAUAUACGUUUAUUUAUCGUUUAGUAAAUACAAUGAAGCGUUCAUAUAAUUAUUGUAAAUUUAUAUACUACUGAAAAGGAUUGCUUAGAAUAGAGUUCGACGAACAAUCCUACUUGAGCGGUCUAUAUUCUUACCUAGGAGAGUUAACAUGCGUAAGUUAGUAAAUAAGCCAUAUACUAUAUUGAUAAUUAGGUGAAUUUUCUCUGUGUGUCGUUUUUUAACAAAAAGCAAAUGACUUAAGUUUUAAUGAGUAAGGUGAAUAAUCUACGUACGUAUUAUUGCGUCCAUCUUUUUUUGCAUGGUCGAUCAUUUACACGAAUUCUCACGUUCCAAAAAUCUUCAAACUAGAAUAUCAGAAAGUGUUACAAGGGGGGGUCUUUUUAACACAGAGAAUGUUUAUAAGUUAUGAGUAUUCGGUCAUACUUACUUUCAAAACAUUGCUUGCGUAUGUUAUGACUACCGAGUGAGCUACAGCAAAGUUAAACGAAGUGUACUACUAGCUGCAGAUGACAAAUCGAUCGAUAAGGUGGUGAAUUUUUAUUCGUGGAGGUGAUCAAGGCAUUUAUUAUGUAAGCCUAAUUAACUACCGCUUUCGACGACUCGUGUUAGCUGACAUAGGAGCAGAAAUAGGUUGAAAGAAACUUAAAGGGGCAGUUAAAUCAAAACAUGGCAUCAAUUUAUGUUUGUUGAACUGAGCUGUAUAGGUAAGUACAGAAUACCUAGUUAGGUGUUCUUGAGUGUCGUAGCUAGUUGUUGGCGAUGUUGAUUGAAAGGUUUCAGAAUCUGUCGUAAUAGCCCAGGUGUAACUAUUCUUUUUCUUCUCUUAGACCCUGAGUUUCAUGUUAUUUUAUAGUUGAAUACCGUUAAUUUGGCCAUCCCUGAUAAUACUCCUACAUUAAUAUUUAUCUUACUAACUUCAUCAUACUUCGCUUUUGCGGUGUAGAAACUUUGAUCAAUGAUUAUUUUUGCUAGAUUAAUCAUUGCUCAUAACAUUCUGACAUUAUUUAGAUUCAUAAUUUACUCUAUUAGACAAGUAAAAUGCAAUAACACUAUAUUCGAUCAUUUACUAGUCUCUAAUAGGUGUACUUUACUAAUAUGUUUUCUUUACAAAGUUGAAUAAUAGAUUAAUAGUUAAUUUUUAACGGUUGAGAUCAAUUGAAAGUCAAUUGAAGCUAGAUUAACAUGAAAAUCCUGGAAGUACUGAACGGCCGUUAAUUAGCCCUAAUUUCUAAUCUUUACAAUGAUAUUUAUUAUUAUUUAUUUGAACACAUAAAUAUUGGUACAAGAGGACACCAAAUAUAUAUGCGCCACACUUUUGUGUGUGGGCUGUGAUACUGCACGGGUGCCCAGACCAAAACAGGUGGUUUUCUUAGGAGGCCACAUCACGAGCCUUCAACCUGAAGGUCUGAUCCACGAGGCAGUGGAGCAUCGUGAGGAGAUGCAGUCCCAUGAUAGCCGGUGACCAAAAAUUGGUUCAUACGCCAUUUUUUCUCUCAGGAUACUGGAGUCCAUGUGCACCAUUGGUUUAGGAUCCGGUUAAAGCGCCGGACAUUAACUUUUCGUCCUCUCAUUUUCGUGAACAACACUCCCACCACAAGAACGCAGUGAGUAGGAAUUCCCUGGCAGAGGCUGUAUACGCGUGGCCGUGUGAGAGUAUUUCAAGAGGGAGUGCGGGCCCACCCUACUCUCAGCCAUAUCAGGGCAUUUGGGGGCUUACAAUGACAUGAAUGUCCUAAUACAAGAAUACAUUCAAAAGUUCACAAUUACCAUCGGCUUCAGUACUCAUCUUAUAUAUCCUAUCUAAGUUACUAUCUGAGUAUUGUAUCUCUCAUUACUUGUUUCAGUUCCAAACAUUGAUUGUUUUCUCAUCUACCAUUAUUUUAAUUCAAUUUGUAAGGGGAAUUGUGUUAUUCUUUCUUUUUGGAUAGUUUCUAAUGAAUUCCAACUAGUCUUGGUUACUAUAUCUAUAUCCUGUACAGAUUACUCUUCUAUAAUCAUUAUGUCGUUAAUAUUUGUAGAAUAUUAGAUGAGUUUUGUGAAUAUUAUAGUAAUUUCAAUGGUUAAGAUCAUGCAUACUGUUGAGGAGUCCCACAGUAGGAUGAAACGACUGUCCAGUGCUUCCAGGUUUUCCAUGAUGGUCUAGCUUCAAUUGAUUCAUGAUCUUAACCAUUGAAAUUUAUAGAAUAGAUAUGAUAUUUAUCUUUUUUUGUUUUUAAUCUUCACUUUUCUUUAAGGAGAAUUUAUUAACAGAUUUGAAUGAAGCUGCAUUAGCCCUAGAAUCUGCUGGUUUAUAUGAAUGUAUACAACCUGUGUAUAAUUUAAUUUUACCAAUAUAUGAAUCUAAAUGUCAAUAUAUGAAUUUAGCUCAAAUUUAUCAUCAUAUUGGUCGAACUUAUGAAGCAAUAAAUCGAAUUGAAUCUUAUGGACAUCGAUUAUUUGCCGCAUAUUAUCGUGUUACAUUUCAUGGUCAAUUAUUUGAAUCAAUGGCUGGUAAAUCAUUUAUAUAUCGUUCAAAUCCAUGUCAAAAAUUAAAUGAAAAAUGUGAUGAAUUAUUACAAUUAUAUUGUCAUAAAUAUGGUGAACAAUCAGUGGAAUUAUUAACUGAUAAUUUUAUUAAUCGAUCAAUAUUAGAUCCAAUGAAAGCUUAUGUUCAAAUUACUUAUGUUGAACCAUAUAAAGAAAUAAAAGAUUCUGAUAAAAAACCAUUAAGAUCUUAUGAAAAACAUCAUGAUGUACGACAAUUUAUGUUUGAAGCACCAUUUCUAAGACAACCAGGUUUAUCUACGGAAGAAUGCCUAUUAGCACCAGGUCCAAAACAAAGUGAUGAUUUAACUAUCCAAUGGAAACGUCGUACAAUAUUAACUACUGAAGCAACAUUCCCGCAUAUACGUCGUCGACUUGAAAUUAUACAAGUAACAGAGAUUGAUUUCACUCCAAUCGAUUCAGCGAUAGAUGCUAUUCAAUGUAAAAAUCAGGAAUUAAUGAGCCAUGUAAUAACUCUACGUAAUAAUCUGACCAUUUGCCAUUAUUCAGGUUAGUUAUAUAUCAGAUUAGAAAGUUUAUAUUCUAAGGGAUUGGCUGUAUAAUUUUCCUUGAAUUUUUAUUCAUUUAUUUGAAUACAUAAAUAUUGGUUCAAAGGGAGGCAAUGGAUAGAUAUGCACCACACAAGUCACUUGAUUUUUGUGUGUGCUAUCAUACUGCCCGUGGUGCCCAAACCGAAGCAAGUUGUUUUCGUGUGGGGGCCAUACUAGGAGCCUUCGACCUAAAGGUUUGGUCCUCAAUACAGUAGAACAACGUCAGGAGAUUCAAUCGUAUGGUAGUCAGUGAUUAAUAAUCGGUUCAUACGCCAUUUAUUUCUUCAGAAUACUAGAGCCAACCCAUGUAUACCAUUGAUUUAGAAUCAGAGUUUUGCAGCUGCCGUAGGUGGACUCUCAAUAUCCACCAACCCGGUUAAAGCGCCGGACAUUGGCUUUUCGUCCUCUCAAUUUCAUAAGAGAGUGUCUCGAGAGGGAGAAAGUGAGCUGACUCUCCUCACCUUCGACCGUACCAGGGUAUUUGGAGGCUUCCCUGAAUUAAAGUACAGAGCUAAGAUUAAUGAACAAAAAGAUCAUUUCAUUUGAAUAUUUCAUCUGUGUUAACCUCAAUCAUUACAGCGUUGUUGAAGUUAAGUUGAAAUAAUUAACCUUGUUUCUCUAUCGAAUAUUGUUAUUUCAAACAUAUUGACUAUGUUCGGUUCUUUCUGAGGUUCUUCGCGUUCACCCUUGGACCGUCCUCACACCUCCCGCCUUUUAAGUCUGUUGUGUAAGACUUUUUCCUUGGAUCCACCUGAAACUUGGUUACCGUAUUUCUCCUGCGAUCCAUCACUCUCAAAGAUUGUGCAGCUUUGCCCUUGCGUCUUUUAUGUCUUCUAUAUUCGCGCUCCUGAGGGUUUUUUCAAGAUGAAUCUGAUAUGAUUGUUUGAACUUUGAUGUUUAAAACUUUGUAAAGUUAUUGUUUAUUAUUAUAACAACUGAAUGAAGAUUACUACCGUCAAAUGGAAUAAUAGUCAUUGUUAUGUUAACUAGAAGUUAUUGGAGUUUUGUAAAGUGAUGGUCACCUAUUGUUUAAAACAGUCAGAUUUCAAAUAACAGAUUUUAGGUUCCCCUCCAUUUCAUAGCAUCAUUACAAUUACUCCAUUUAUUACACCGAACUUUGUAACUCAAUGUUGAAUGUAUAAGUCUGUACAAAUGAUCAAUCACUGAGUAGUUACAAUUGUUGUUUGUCUAGUUAUAUGGUGUUAAUCAAACUUGAUCAGCACAUAGGUUCAGGAUUGCUUUUUCACUGUGUUCAACCAUUUAACAUAUAAAUCUGUUAGUAUAAUGUUGUUGAGAUAAUCGAAUUUCAUUAAAAUCACGAACUGAUCUUAGCUGGAUAACCAUUAAAAACCUGAAAACUUUGAAUGGUCAUUUCGUACUAAGAUGAGAUUCCUCGGCAUUGCUCAUUCAAUCAAUGGAUAUGUUAAAAAAAAAGAGCAUAUUCAUAACAAAAACUAGAGGCUACCAGAGGAAGCAUCCACUAGUAACUCAUUUAUCAAGUACAGAUUAAUAUUAUUGAAAUCACAAACCGAUCUUUCGCAUGAACGUUUUAGACCAUGUACAUAUUGGAAUUCAAUCGAAACCGAAGGUCGUGGAUCAGAUUUCCCAUUGCGAAUUGAUAGAUACACACUACUGAGGAGUCACAAUGCUAGGUAUUCAACGGUUGUCUAACUUGAAUAUUUUCAUGAUUUCAAUAAUAUAAAUCUGUAUUUAGUAAAUGAGUUAGUGGGUGGAUAAGGGGGGUCUUUUCUCUGAUAGAUACUUGUUUUUGUGAUGAAUAUAUUCUUCUUUUCUCUCAUCUUCAUUGUUGUAAUUUUGUCAAUGCAAAUAGUAUUUCUUUCUUCCUGUUUCAAAUUAUAAUAAUCUCGCUGGGUUCGAGGUCAUGGAUGCGCACUGCCACUAAGGAGUCCGACAAUAGGACGAAACGGCCGUCUAGUGCUUACAAGUUUUCCAUAGUGGUCUAGCUUCAACUGACUCAUAAUCUCAACCAUUGAAAUCACAAAAAAAGAUUAAAACUGAAAUAAUGUGUAAUUUGAUAUUUGUUCAUGUAUACAAUCUAUUAACUACAGGUAAAACGUAACAGUAUUGAUUGAUUCACUUUUCGGUAAAACAAACAAAGAAACAACACAGUCCAUAAAACAUUGUAUCGUUUGCACUAACCUUCCUCUCCCCCAAACUGACUACUUGAGCGGGAACAUAAGAAUAAGUGAGAAAUUGUAUUGAACUGCCGAAUGAAAUGAGCAAAUGCUACUUUAUUCUUAGAAAAUAGACCCAUUAACCCAAUUAAAUGCAGUUGACCUUGUUGUAACGGGUGUGCGACUGCAGGUUUUGAUAAGCAGUGUAUUGUAUUGAUCGAUUCAAUGGACACGUAAACACGUAGUGGACGACCUAGUGCCCUGAUUGGCCCCGCUUCGCAGUCUGUCCCAGCCAGUUGAGUCAAGAACGCAAGUCACAGCCUCUGAGUUAUGAAUCCUUGUAUUUCAGACAUACUCUAUUUAUAUACCAAACAAACAAACCACAUCGUACCAUAAAAUAGAAAACAAUAUUUACAAAAUAUUUAACAAGUGAAAUAAACAUCGACCAAUAAGAAAUGUACAUUUAAGGUCCAAGGCCACCAUAGACUUAACACGAUAAUUAUUGGUAUAUUUUUCCGACUAUCCUAACAGACCUAUAAAUGAUUUCUGAUUAAUAUCAGUUUACACUUUUAUUAAGCUAGUUCUGAAUGAUUAUCCAUAUUACAUGUAUUAAUGUGUUCAAAGAAUUUGAAAUCAUGUUGAUAGUGUGACUAUUAUUACUGGAGACACUAGAUGAUCGUCGUGGUAUAUAAAAGAGAGAAACGAGUUGGAAAUAUUAAUCAUUAGGCCUACAAUUGUGAAGACGGUUCACGGAUGAACUCAAAGAACCGAACAUAUUCCAUCCAAUCAUCUUUUGGAAGAAUAUUCCAGAAUCCCUACGUGUAGCUUCCCUAUUGGAAGAAUGCUAAUAACUCCCUGUGUGGGGAUUGGAUAACUAUAGUUGUGAUUUCGUUUUUACCAAAAACUAUAAAUAACUGACAUUUUUGUACCAUAAUUGGCACUGUCUGAGAUAACAAUCCUUUCACUAGUUUUCUGUCUUCUCAUUUGCGACUUGGGAAGGUUCUAGCGUUCGAGUGUUCAAGAUAUACGCGGCAAAUUAGGAAUCUAAGCUCUAGAUCUAACAACUGGUGACGGGUUGUCUUAUCAAGAUGUCAUUUACCUUUGAACACUUUGAAGCCUUGCUGGAGCAUCAAGAAAAAUAUUUCGAACAGUCCCAGAUUCAUAUUAUAGAGACGCUAACCCAGCAAAUGAACCUAAAUCAAAAAGGGGUUACAGAUGAUUCUUUCAAAUCUCAUGCCGACCACAUUAUUAAUUCUAUCCAUGAAUUUAAUUUCGAUGAGUCGGCUGGCAUUACUUUUGAAACCCGGUUCAAAAAAUAUGAAGAUUUGUUCAAGGUUGACCUCAGAAAACUUGAUGACCCGCCAAGGUCAGAAUACUCUUGCGAAAACUUGGCACGGUUGAACAUGAACGUUACAGUAACUUCAUCCUUCCAAAGAACCCAAGAGAUUUUUCUAUUGAUGCAACGAUUGAUAUUUUGUCGCAAAUCUUUGCUGAACAGUCAUCCUUGUAUAAUAUUCGUUAUCAAUAUCUCAAGAUAACAAAAGCAGGUAGUGAUGACUGUGUGAAGCAUGCGGGUUUAGUAAACCGUGGGUGUGAGUGGUUCAAACUAUCAGCAAUGACAGAUCAGAUUAAGUGUCUCGUGUUUGUGUGCAGCCUCCAGUUUCUCUAAGAUUCUGAUGUUAGGAUCAGACUUUUUGAGUAAAAUUGAACAAUGCCCGAAUAUAACACUACAGGAAGUAACCACAGAGUGCCAGAUAUUGGUAAACUUGAAACAUGACACUUCCAUGAUUGAAAAUAAUAGCCUAUUGCCAUACGUUCAUGUUGUAAGCGAAAAGAAAGAUUCCUGCUCAAGAAAAUUAUCGCACACAGACAAUCAGCCCUCGUCUCCAUGUUGGUCAUGUGGAGGAUCGCAUUACAAGAGGUUCUGCCCAUAUAAAGAACAUUGUUGUAGCAAAUGUCAUCAGAAGGGCCAUAAAGAAACAAGCUACAGAAAACGAACCCAUAAAUGAAAUUCUUCGAAAUCAUACUCCAAGAAAUACAGAUAUAGUGCUCAAACUAACAAAAUAUUGGUAUCACAUAAUCGAGCACAAAUUUACCGCCAACGAAAGUAUGUAAACUUAGAUAUAAAUAAGAAGCGUGCCCGCCUGCAGCUCGACAUUGCUUCCGACAUCACACUUAUUAGUCGAAGAACCUGGAAGCUUAUCGGAAAACCACAGGUGCUCCCAACAACCCAGUUAGCUCAUAGUGCAUCUGGAAGGAAACUAAAUAUUGUUGGAGAGGUUUGUUGUACAGUUUCAAAAGGAAACGCAAAAACGAGUGCAACGGUAUAUUUCACAGAGAACCCAGGACUAGAUUUGCUGGGUCUAGACUUAAUAGAAACACUACAAUUAACAAAUCACUCCAUUAAUCAUACACAGAAAUUUACAUAGUGGAUUAAGUGUCUAAAUUACAAUGAGCAGAUAAAUAAUACAGUAGUUGAAUGGGCUUACUACAAAUGCACGAAUUGACAACUAUCAAAGGAUUUUCAACGCAUUAUCCUUCUCACUAGCUCCUUUAAUGGCUUCAAAUGUGACCGGGAAUUCGGAAACUGCGUCUGCCGAUACUGUGUGAACCUCAGCCUUGAUAUCUACGGCAGCUACAAGCACCUCCUCUUCUUUAACAUUUUUGCAUUCCUCCAGUUCUUCCGUGAACAAUUGUCUGUGUUUCUCCAAAACAAAUUUCCUGAGACUCUUUUUCUCUGGUUUGUUGGUUCUCACGCAACAGCAUUCGUCCAAUAGGGAUUCUGGAAUAUUCUUCCAAAAGAUGAUUGGAUGGAAUGUGUUCGGUUCUUUCUGAGGUUCUUUGAGUUCUUCGAUGGAUCGUCCUCACACAUGUACUUCACAUUUUUAGAUGACUGAUAACAGUCUUCAUAUCUGAAUAGCUGUAUAUAUCUAUUAUUUUUCGACUCUGGGACGUGUUUUUUCAAUAUCAUGUUGGUCCAGCUAAUGCAAAUCUACAUGAUAAAAUUCAAUAAAUGGACUAAAUAUUUGGGUAUAAUACUUGAAGCUUCAUAAUUUUAGUCAAUAUGAAGGUUGUAAUCAAUGAGAUUGUAUUCUUCCAAGGUGAACAUCUAAACAAUCACAUUUAAUCGAAGUUAUUUACUUAGAGGAAGUUUUCUUCACGAACUAAAACUAGAGGUACACGGAACUCGUGUAUUAUCUUAGGUCAGAUAAUUAUUUUCUGUACUCACUUUCUAGCGCAUAUGUAAUCGAAUUCUCUUUCUUCAGGUUUCUUUACAACCCCGAUACAAUCAAAUCACUGAAUAAGAGUUGCAUCAAUCAAUACUUCCAUCAAUUCUUCAGUUAUUGUUUUCAUCAGUGAUUUACUGUUUCUGAUUGAAAUCUUGAACCGAUUGAUGUUAAACCACUAUUGAAAACCUGGAAGCACUGGAUGACCGUUUCGUCCCAUUGUGGUGCUCCUCACGAGUGCGCAUCUAUCUACCUUAAUACAAUGAAAGAUGGUCGCGCAAUUUCGUGGAUUGGUUGAGGUUAGACAUAAACAUCGUUGGAUUCCGGCCAGCUCAGUGGUCUAGUAGGUUAAGCAUUCGCCCGCGAGACUAAAAAAACCACUGGGUUCGAAUCCUGUGAGCGGGAUCGUGGAUGCGCACUGUCACUGACAAGUCCCACAAUAGGACGAAACAACCGUCCAGUGAUUCCAGGUUUUCAAUGAUGAUCUAACAUCAAUCGAUUCAUGAUCUCAAUCAAAAAAUUAAUCAUCUCCACAACCCUAUAUUGAUAAUUUACUGUUUCAUUAUGAUCUUGAUCGAAUGUAUAGGUCUCGGUUUUACUUGACUUUCAUGACUAUUUACACGGUAUAUCUGUAUCAAUAUUUUCUAAUUAUUCAUUAUUAUUAUUUUUUAAAAUAGCUAAUCCAACAUUGAAUGAAGAUAAACGUGUCUCUAUCAAUAUGCUUAAUUUACAUUCACCUAUUGUAAUAACAAAUACUUCUUCAAACAUUCCUAAUGUCAUAACAUCAACAACAACAACAACAACUACUACUACUACUAAUACUAUAAAUAGUAGUAUUAAUGGAAAUCAUUCAAAAAUAUCUACUUAUAAAAUACCAUUAUUAAUGGAUAUGCAAUUACAAGGUGCAUUAUUACCUACAGUGAAUGCUGGUCCAAUGGCUUAUGCUCAAGCAUUUUUAAAAGUGGAAAAUCAAUCAUUUUAUCCUAUCAGUAAAGUUAAUCGAUUGAAAGAGUUAUUUUUUGAUUUCUUAUCAACUUGUCUGGUACUUCUUACAUAUUAUUACAAUCUAAUGUCAAGUGUACAUGAAGCAAAAUAUCGUGCUAUGCGUGAUGCAUUAGAUCGUUAUCGAGUUGAUUUAAGUAAUUUAUUAAAAGAAGAAAUUAUUGUUAAUGAAAAAGAAUUAAGAAUUGGACCGAAAUCUUCAUCCUCUUCAUCAUCAUCAUCUUCAACAACAUCGUCUUCAUUCACAAUGAAUCAUAUUCAUUGAAUUAACCAACUACAUUGAACUCUAUUUCUUUUUUGGUCAUCUCUCUUUCAUCUUUAUCCCAUGAAUAGUAUAUUUGUGUAUACAGUGAUAGGGUCAUUGUUCCAUUAGCGUUUUUUUUUUUUUUUUUUUUUGUGUGGAGUAAAUUAGUUUUCUACGGGAUAGAAUUGCUAACCCUCAUGCUUAACCUUCCUCUUUUUAUCCAAACUUGGAAUCGGUAUGAACUCGAGAAGAACUACACACAGAUAGAUUUACAUUGUUCAUUAAUCCAACUUAAUUUUAUUCAAUGAUCAUGUAUUUACAUUCUUAUCAUAUAAAUUGAAUAGAAAAAUAAACAUUCCAAUUAUAAUUCACAUAUCGGUGUAAUAUGUAUACACAUAAUGGGAUAUACUACUGAUAGCCAUCGACAUAUAUGAGUAGUAUAUUAACACCAAACAGAAAUAGCUUGUUUAAUCUAGAAAUUGUGUUGUUCUUCACUGUACUAGUAACAAAUAAUAGAAGAAGUCCUCUUUUUCUUUUCGAAUCUUCUAUUGAAUACCUUUAUUGUUUUUGAAAACAAACAAUGUAUUAUGUAACUUGGAUCAAAUGUGUUUAUGAUUAUAGAUUAUUAUCAAUGAUGAGUAUUCAUUCAAAUGCAUUUCUAUGUCAAUUAUUUUGAUCCCUUCUUUUACUUUUUCUUCUAAUUAUUAUGAUCAAUUAUAAUAUUGUACACUAUUUAUUCUCACAUAAUAGAUGUGGAUGGAUAUUUUUUUUUCUGUCACCAAGUUGUAUGUAUUAUGGACAAUUAUUUUGUAAAAUAAUGAUAUAAUAUAGUAAUGAUUAUACUAUA
Molecule: messenger RNA, 35420 nt
Organism: Schistosoma haematobium
Lineage: Eukaryota; Metazoa; Platyhelminthes; Trematoda; Strigeidida; Schistosomatidae
Product: Dedicator of cytokinesis protein 10
Exons: 40
Coding region: 228-6128 (1966 amino acids)
Biological process (GO): positive regulation of GTPase activity; small GTPase-mediated signal transduction
Molecular function (GO): guanyl-nucleotide exchange factor activity
Source: RefSeq, a predicted model, not a curated record